UCAGGGAUGCGUUGAAUAAUGGGAAAUGAUCAAGCAUGAGUGGUCCUGUCAUUUUGAUUUCUUUGGUUAUUUUGUGUUUGGGGAUUCAUGGCAAUGUUGCCAAAGACUGCUCUGAUCCUGCAUCCAUACUUAUUCAGCUGAAAAAGGACAUCGAUCAGCUCAAAAGAGAAGGCUUGGACAAGUCCACCGACAAUCAACUCAGGACAAUACUAGAAAGCUUUAAAACAAGGAUAAGUACCAUCAUUGAUUGUGAGAUUGUUCAGACUUAUAAACGCACAUUAAAAGCACUCAUCAAAAAUAUUGGUAAAAUUUUGAAACUUCUUCGAAAAAAUGGAAAAGCAUUUAAAUCAUUCAAAACGCAGUUUACGAAAUCAAUAGAUGUAUUGCAAAAAAUAUCCCAAGACAUCGUAGACUGCAUUCAAGCUGUGAUGUUCAACCAACAGUUUUACAAUCAAAAGGAUGCAAUUGAAAAUAGUCAAGCAAUUAUAAAGAAAUUGACAGAUUUAAAGUCGAACUCCAGAGAGGUAAAGCAACUGCUGAGUAAGGCAAGGAAAUGGCAAAACAGUGUGAGUGGAGUAAGUGGAAAGAUACGAGGUCUAACACUCAAUGUUCCUAAUCCAAGAUUUUGUCAAAGUCCAUUCCCACCUCCUACUCCUGAAAAUGGAUUUGUUGCUCAACUAGUUACAAGUCCAUGCGUUUACGUAAUAUGGUGUAAGCCUGGAUACAAACUUCUUGGACGAUCCCGUUACGACACAGACUCGCCAGUGGACGACACAGAAACUGAGACGAAAUGUUUAGUUUCUGCAAUUGGAUAUUGGCCUCUUAAUAGACAGGAUGAAGGGAAGAACUUUGCGGACAAUUUUCACAAUCCCUCGACGGAUGAAACAAUUGCUGUAGAAGACGCCAAACUUAUUGACAUCAAAUAUCAAGACGGUAUUCAAGGAGGAAGACAGGGGUCUGUUCAGGUGUCAACAAGUCAUGGAUCGUCAUCAUGUAUCGAAAUACCUAAUGAGAACGGUUUGCUUACAUUUGUUGGAAGUUUCACGUGGCUGUUGUAUGUUCAACCGAGGAGAAGACAGGGAAAUGGAUUUUUGUUGGACUAUUCGACGUCUAAUAAGGUGAAAUUUAACAUACGGAUGGUCGAAUUUAAGUUAGUAACUACCAUUGUAACAUCAACUGGUGAGACAUUUGAGCACCAAUCUGAUACAGAAGUGUUCACGCUGAAAAACUGGGUUUAUAUUGGCGUUUCUUUUGAUGCUGAAACAAAUACAAUAAGACUGUUCAUUGACGGUGAACUCCUCUUUGAAAUGUCAAUUGAACCUGAAGGAGAUGUGUUAGCAGACUCAGAUAAGAUUGUUUUGGGUAAAUCGGCGACUGGAAAUGAAAUCCGAAAGAUGAGAUUCGCAUGUGUAAGUGCAUUCAAUCUUGCACUGAACGUAAGUGGGAUCCAAGAAGCGAUGGCUCGGUGUAUUCAAGCAAACCUUAUUGCCUCAUGGCCAUUUGAUAAACGAAAUGGACAACGGGAUGCAAGUGGUAAUGGGAACCAUGCAACGUCAUUCUUCACCAUGUUCGCCAGUGGAGUAUCAAAUGAAAACAAAGGCUCAAUGCAAACGGGCAAACGAACUUUAGACAAUGGCAAAGAACUCAUCACCUAUAUAGAGAUUCCAACUCUGAGAAUUGAUCGAGUUGUAACAUUCGCUGCGUACAUAUACAUUGACGACUUGGCGGAUAACAGUCCAAUAGUCGACUUCUCGAGUGCCGAAUCAACGGGCUUUCAGAUUUGGAUUCUAAAGGGUGGUCGUCUUUUUGCGAGGAUUGCCGAACUGGAUCAGACUGGCGAGACGGAUUCUAUCACAGUAGACAAAUACAAAGGGAAACCUGUUGUAAAGAAAGGCACCUGGCACCACAUUGCUUUCACAUAUAGCGGCCACACUGGUGUUGCCACGCUAUUCGUAGACGGAGAUCAAGUUGCCAAGAAAGUGUUAUCAACAUACAAAAAUGUCAUAUUUAGGCCAGGGUUCCUUGGGAAAACUUUAAGAAACAAUGCAUGUUUUAAUGGAAGGUUUACGUGUGUUCAGAUUUUUGAAGCACAACUCAACCAGGCUGAAAUAAUCGAGGCAAUUGGCAAAUGCAAGAAAUUACCAGCUGUGAAAGGAGGUACAAAAGAUUGCGGAAAGCAGCCAAUGAAGCCGAUGUUCGGAAGGAUAGUUGGUGGUCAACCGGCACUUGAAAACAGUUGGCCUUGGAUGGCACGUUUUACAUACAGGGGCUUUCACUUUUGUGGUGGUACUCUAUUUAAAGAACGUGUAAUCAUAUCAGCAGCUCAUUGUUUUAAUAGAUACGCUGGAAGGGAGAAUCCUUGGGAAAAUAUAAAGGUCUAUAUUGGGUCACACCUGACGGACGACCCUUCGCGAACUGAACAGGAGUUUGAAGUCGAGACAAUUAUCAUGCAUCCAGACUUCAACAGUUUAACAUUCGAUAAUGACGUUGCCAUGGUGUUUUUGAAACGAGCCGUAAAGUAUAAUGAUGGAGUCCAGCCUGCCUGUCUGACAGACAGAGAAGUCGAAGACGAUUAUGAAUGUAUUGCGACUGGAUGGGGGAGAACACAAAAUGCAAAUGAGACGACUAAUCUUCUUCGGCAGGCUAAAAUCCCAAUUCGCAACCGUACUGUGUGUAACCAGAGGAUGCAAAAUGAUGUCAGCAAUAAUAUGAUUUGUGGUGGUUAUUGGGAAGGUGGAAUAGAUACAUGUACCGGUGACUCGGGUGGACCUUUGAUGUGUCAGUUUGGAAAGGACCCUACCUAUAGGCUCGUGGGAAUAGUGAGCUGGGGAGAAGGGUUUCUAUGUGGAUCGGAAAACAAAGCGGGAAUAUACACGAAUGUGCUGGUUUACAUCAAAUGGAUUACAAACAACGUUAAGAUACCAGAAACGACUACUAAAGCAACCACUACUACCACCACUACAACAACACCCAUGCCUACCACCAGUGUUCAAACAACAGUACCUACACAACUUGGAUUCCGCGGAAUUCAUUGGACAUCGUUUGAUCAGUGUUUGGAUUGCAUAUGCGAGGCAAGUGAAAAUGGAUGUUUGGAGGGUCUUACUAAGUGUUUUAAGGACAAUAAGGGUGUCGAAAGAUGCGGUCCAUUUGCCUUAUCAGAGACAGAUUGGUUUUCCUGCAAUAAACACGGAGUAACCAAUGGUUUCAAUUGGAAAACGUGUGCAAUUCAUAAAGUUUGUUCACGUGAUUGUGUGAGUUACUUCCUGAAGAAAGAAGGGAAUACGUGUUUCCUUGAAGAAGUAUGCGAGGACUAUGCAAGGCUUUGGUACUUUAAACAACCAUCCUCGUGUUUUUUUCAUGAUAUGAAUGUGGACUUCUACUGGAGUAGAAUAGAAACUAGCAAGUGUUACGGUGGAACGCUGUGCUUAGACUGCAUUUGCCACGCAAGCGGCUGUGAGACUAAUUUAGGAAAAUGUGUUAUCGAUGAAGGAGUGGAGCGUUGCGGACCAAUGCAGAUCAGUUUCGAAGCAUGGAAAGAAUGCGGACGACCAGGGGGUGAUUUCAAGAAAUGCACAAUGAGCUCGAUGGCGUGUUCAAGGCACUGUGUCGUGAAAUAUCUCAACAGAUAUCGUGGAGACUGUACAAGGAAGUCAAAUCCAGCUGACAUUACUUGUGAGGAAGACGCAAGACUCUGGUUUGCAGGGCCAACUAAUGGAUGCAAAGAUAUGCAAAAAUGGACGACGGAAUAUUGGGAGAGAGUGGAACAUUGUUUAGAGGCAAGAUCAGGGAAACAGUAGUGUAUUCACAGUGAAAUAUUGUGCACGUGGCUCUGUUUCUCUUAGUCGUAAACAUCAACAUUGAUAAUGAACUAGAAUCGUCGUGUGUGCAUCACAUCUAACGACAAUGACAAUUUGUUGAUAUCCACUUUUUAUUGAAUGUCGACCUACAUCGUCGACUAUGUUCAUGACCUUCCAUAAUAGAGUAUGAACCAUAUGCAGUAUACGAAAUCGCUGAUUGGAACAUCUCGUCUUUGAGUUGUUUCAAAGAGGCAACGUACACAUUAGAAGAUGAAACAUCAUGGAUGAAAAUAAACAUAAUGAUGGUAAUAGCAUUGAAGUAUAAAUGGAAUAAUAUAUAUAAGUCACACUUUUGUCACGGCUUUUCAUUCUUAUGUACGUGUCGAAUGACGCUACUCUGCUGAACACGACACCGCUGUUAGUUUUAAAUCAAGAUGUAAUCAUCUCCUGAAUCUUGUAAAAGCAUUAUACUAUAAAUCGCAUGGAGAUUUAUUUAUGGAAAGACAUUAUGUUGUAUAAAACUAUGCCGAUGCUAUGAUACUUACAUGAAUGAUAAUUGUUAAUAUAUGAAGCGAAGACAUUGGUACGCUGAAUGCUAACAAUUUGACAGAUGUAAGUUAUGCUAAGGCCAAAUAUAUGCUAAUGAAAUAAAACUGUGUGUGUGUUA
Molecule: messenger RNA, 4464 nt
Organism: Owenia fusiformis
Lineage: Eukaryota; Metazoa; Annelida; Polychaeta; Sabellida; Oweniidae
Source: the annotation of a GenBank genome assembly